AUGCUCUGUGAUAAAGUUAAAUUUGUGGAGUGUGAUCUAGCGUCACCAGAAGCUUUAAGUAUGUCUCUAGAUCAUAUCUAUUCCAGUCUCGAUGGAAGAAACUUAUCUGUGGUCGUUAAUAAUGCGGGAAUUCGGGGCAGUGGGUCUGUCCUUAAUGUUUCAGAUUCCACAAUCCGGAAGGUUUUCGAAGUGAACUUUUUUGCACCCAUUCACAUUAUGAGAGAGGUAACUUCUCGCCAUUUACAGAUACCAUCAGACAAAAGAUUAAGUUUAGUUAAUGUGUCUUCAAUUCUAGGAACUUUGGGUCCAAAGAAUCUCCUGGCAUACUCUGCUUCAAAGGCAGCAUCUAUACAAGCACACGAGUGUUUUGCAGAGGAAAUGCGACCAUUCGAUAAUAUAACAACGCUCCUUGUUUUGCCAGGCCAACUAACGACGGAGAUGUUUCGUGAUGUCUCGCCAAGUCGCCUUUUCUUCGCGCCGUUGGUAGACCAUAAACGAUUGGCUCAGCAGAUCGUUCAGAAAAUUGCCGCAGGCGAGGAGGGCGUAUUGUGUGAACCAUUUUAUGCCAAUUUUUUACCUUUUGUCAAGGUAAUGCCUAUUUAUUUUCAACGGCUCGCUCGUUGGAUCUCUCAAAUGGAUGAGAAGAUUGGAGAUGAAGCACAAUGA
This is a messenger RNA of Australozyma saopauloensis, 666 nucleotides long. RefSeq lists its product as uncharacterized. The record is from RefSeq and is a predicted model, not a curated record. Gene Ontology annotation, molecular function: oxidoreductase activity, acting on the CH-OH group of donors, NAD or NADP as acceptor. The transcript has a single exon. Bases 1 to 666 code for a protein of 221 amino acids. Lineage: Eukaryota; Fungi; Ascomycota; Pichiomycetes; Serinales; Metschnikowiaceae.